GCCCACUAUGGGCCGGUUCGGACCGGGUUAAGCACCCGGCCCAUUUCGACAAAUCUUCCAAAAUCACUCAUAUUCCGUUCCUCAGUCUCUUUAUUUCAGUUUCUCUUUUCUCUUCUUCCAUUUCUUUCACCAAUACAAGUUCGAUUCCCCUUCAUCUUCACACCUCAACAAACUUCAUCUCUCAGGAAACUGUUCCAUUCUAGAUUUGGAUCAGUAACAUGGCUGGGAAGGUGGCAAAGGCAGCUUACGACGCGAAGAUGGGGAAGCUUCUUCGAGAGUACACACAAGUUUUGGUGGUUUCAUCAGACAAUGUUGGAUCGAACCAGCUUCAGGGUAUAAGGAGAGCACUGCACGAAGAUUCAGUAGUUGUGAUGGGGAAGAACUCAUUGAUGAAACGCUCUAUUAUCCAAGCAGCGGAGAAAACUGGAAACAGUCAUGCUUUCCUUAAUCUCGUUCCACUCCUUGUUGGGAACGUUGCUUUGAUUUUUACCAAAGGUGACUUGAGGGAUGUCAGUGAACGGAUUGCUAAGCUCAAGGUUGUUAAUCCUAUUCUCAUGUGCCCCAAGUACAUGUCAUAUGACUCGUACAAAACUUGUUCCUACAUGCAAUCCGGACAGUUGCCAUUGGGCCUUACAUGUUGUAACCAACAAUCUUCACAAGCUUCCGAGCCUUUUCUUGUAAGCUCAAAAUUCUCGCCGCCCCAGCACUGUUACAUGAUGAGAUCGAGACAGUUCUUGUUGACAAGCAUAUGGUCUCCUUUUCUCCUUUUGGCUGGUAAUUUGUGAUGCAGACGGAAGAUUUUGAUUCUGUGAUUUAUAAUUUCAUGAGGGAUGCCUAUCGUGAGAUUGAUCUUUUCCCCUGGCCCUCUUUCCUUUCAAACUUUUUUUAUAGUUAAAUUCUUCUUUUGUAGGAAAUGAUGGAGAAUGGAAAUGAUGUUGUUUAGGAAUUCUAUUUUGGAAUUCUAUUAUAAGGACUUCUAAUUCGCAGAAUUUUUAUCCUAUGUUUAAAUAAUGUGAUGGAUUUGUAUGUCAGUGGAAAUAGAUCCCCUCAUGUUUAUUUUUUUCUCAAAAAUAUGUUGUUUUGAUAUA
Molecule: messenger RNA, 1088 nt
Organism: Medicago truncatula (barrel medic)
Lineage: Eukaryota; Viridiplantae; Streptophyta; Magnoliopsida; Fabales; Fabaceae
Product: 60S acidic ribosomal protein P0
Exons: 2
Coding region: 219-785 (188 amino acids)
Biological process (GO): cytoplasmic translation; ribosomal large subunit assembly
Cellular component (GO): cytosolic large ribosomal subunit
Molecular function (GO): structural constituent of ribosome; large ribosomal subunit rRNA binding
Source: RefSeq, a predicted model, not a curated record